CACCAAUGCUGUUGGCAUUGGACAUCAAGUUGCCGAGAUUCUUCAAACAUGAGGCAGAAAUGCUUUUAGUUGGAGUUUAGAUCACCUUGUACAGAAGAGAGAAGUUGGCUGUGGCUCGAUUACAACAGGAAGUUGCAAGAAGUGAAAGUGAAGGAACAAUGUGUGAGAAGCUGAUGCAUGAAUUGGAGGAAGAGAGAUGUUUAAGGCUUGAGACUGAAAAGCGACUACGUGAAGUUACACUGGAGUCUGAAAUCAGUACAUCUCAGAUGCAGGCUCUGCAGAAGCAGUUUGCCAGGAUGGAAGAGACUGUAAGAAAUCUACUCCAGAAUCAAGGGGCACUAGGACAGAGUACGGGAGCAACAGCUGAUCUUUUAAAUGCUUGCCAGGCGAAGAUGUCAGAAGAAGUAACAGCUUCCAAAGAGACAGCAACAGACAUAAAUGAGGCAACUGAUGAAUAUCCAAGCAGUGCAAUCACCAUCGAGGAACAAGAAAAGACAAUGCACCUUUUGGAAAGAUUAAGAACAUUGGAGGCAGAAAACUCAGCCUUAGCCCUAGAAAAUGAACAUCAACGAAAGCAAUAUGAACGCUGUCUUGAUGAGGUGGCUAAUCAAGUUGUUCAGGCAUUGCUUACUCAAAAGGAUUUAAGAGAAGAGUGCCUGAAACUGCGCACUAGGGUUUUUGAUCUUGAGCAGCAGAAUCGCACAUUGAAUGUUCUAUUUCAGCAGAGAGUUCGCCUGGCUUCUGACUCACUUCUACAGAAACUUCACUCACGGAUUGUAGAUCUUUCAUCAGGGGACCUCUUCUCCAAUGCAGAGAGGAACAGACAUCCAAUCAAGUCAAAAAGUACAGACACUCAAAUUCACGAAGCUCAUCCAAACACACCAUCAAACGUAUCUGUUUUAAAGUGUCAGAGUCAAUUAAAUCUGACAGUACCUAGCCAACUUUAUCCCAGGAGCAGCUGUAGCAGCAGUGAACUCUCUAUCUCAAGUGCCUGCAGUGAACAUUCAAGUGGCUCCUAUACUUGGAAUGAAGGAAGGACAUGCAGUAAAAGGUCCUCUCUAAACUGGGAAACAAGACUCAGCAUUGGCUCCUCACUUCCCAGCAACCUCUCCAGUCCUGCAGACGAACUACCUCCCACUCGAGAAAAAGAAAGCCACAUCCUGGAAGGAUUAAAGAAACUUCAAAAGAAAAAGCCUUUCUUGGAACCACCUUCAAUUGUGUCAAAAUGGGCUUACAAGGAUUGUAUGAACUCCAAUGAAGGAAUUUAUUCACUUGGCCUAAGGUGUCGGAAUCGCAAUAAGAGUAAAAGUCAAACACCUUUCAAGGCUACUAAUAAAACAGUAUGCUUCGAUCAAACUAAACCAUUUGAGUAUGAUUCUGAUUCACAUGAUGAUGUAGAGGACGACUGUACGGCAAUCGUAAUAAAUGAAGUGCCAAGUAAAGAUUGCAAAUCAUUCUGUAAAAAGCUAACACACAGUAUUUCUGAUAGUCUGUUUGAUUGGGAUCACAAUGUUUCAGAAAGGCUCACACAUCUAAGCUCCAGAGAAAAGCCUGAAAAGCUGACUAGUUUUGUCACUAGUUUUCAGUCAAGUGAUAAGCUUUGUGCAAGCAACAAGUUGCCUGCAGCAAAACUGCAGUUUAAUUCUACCAAACUACACUAUAAAGAUUUAACUAUCCAGCUAUCUGACACUGAAGAUAUUGAGAUUUUGGAUGAACUGCAACUGGAAAACACUGAAAAAAGAAAUUCCUCUGAACUUAUAUCAAGUUUGUUAACUGACAAACAGUCAGUGAGUCAUGCAAACCCACUCAGUUGUAAAAAAACAUUCUUCUCAUCUGCAGAUAAAGAUGAAGGCCAUUUUUCACCUUGCUUUGACAAUAAUCCAGAGACUUCGAAUUUACUGAAAGAUAACUGUCAAGCAACCAAGUUUGUGAAAGCAUCAUCUGAAGAAUGCAUCACAAUAGUGUUUGAUGCUGAAGAUGGCCAGCCAAUUAGGUUUAAUUCCCAGCAGACAGCAAGUGUCACAGUGUCUUCAAAUCAAAUUUCUCAUCCAAAUGCUUCAGAUGGGAAUUGCCAGCAAACUGUUUUUGCAGUUGAAGACACUGGACUGGCGCCUCAAGGACUGAUCACUUGUCAACGAGGAAGUGAUGCAAGGAAUUAUACAGUUUUAGAGUCACUUCAAGGUCACAUGGAGCAAAAUCCUUUAGAACAUCCUAAAGUCAACAAGAAAACAUUUAGUUCUAUUGUUCAUACAGAUCCUGAAAAGUCUGAAAGGCCAUUAUCUCAACACAGUCUUCAACAACAAACAAUAUUGAAGCCGGCUUGUAGCACAACUUAUAAAUCAAACUGUGUACCUUCUCAUUCUAUCCAAAAGUCACACCUAACCAAAAUACCCAACAAAGGUAAAAGCUCAUCACAAAAACCCUGUAAAAUAAAUGGAAGUGUUUCUCCCAGUUUGCCUUCCCCACCUGGUUCUCUUAACCAAGACAAGUCUCCAUCAGCUGUGAAAUUUUCUAAAUAUUUAAAAAUGCCAAAUGUUAGUAUUAAUAAUGGUGUGAAAAAUGAUACCAACAUUCCAAAAGGCAGUUCACCACUUCCUCAAAGCUCCAAGAUUGCAUUAUACAAUGAAACAGGAAAGAGUCAUUCUGGGAUCGUACAAGGAUCUUUAUUUUCCAGAAAGCCAAUGGUGGAUCAUGGAGAACAGCCCACACGAGAUAAAUAUGACGGCUUGGAGUCGGAGGAAAUAAGUUCUCCAUCACCUCCACCUCCAGCUCCACCAGGGAGAUCCACUUCAUUGCUAUUUAGACCAAAUUGUGAACAUUCUCUGAAUGUAACUGCAAAAUCUGAAAUGCCCACGCCUGUUGACACAGAUAAGAAUGCACCCACAUGUUCAUCUUUAAAGCCAUUGGGAAUUACUAGUGCUGCUUCACCCUCUGCUCCAUUGACAAAAGAAGCACAAAAUCAACAAAACCAGAAGUCCCCAGCAGUGGCUGAUUUGAGCAGCUCCCACCAUGAAAAAGUUGCAUUGCAAAAUUCAGCACAACAGUCACAGGAGUCAAAUGAAAUCUCAAAUGAUUUGACUAGGAUGUCUUUUGAAAAAAAAUCUCUGAAAACAAAUUGCGCAAAUACUUCAUCAAUGCACAUUCAACCUUGUCCUCAAGCAGCUGCUAAAAUGAUUAGAAGUUUAACAUGCAAUCAUGCAAACCAAAAAGAUCCCUCUCUUCAAAACACAUUUUCUGCCAAAACAGAGCAAUUAUGCGAAAAUGACUUGACGAUACAAUGCACACCAUGUAAUGUUUUAUCAGCAUCAUCACAGUGCCAUGUACCAAGCAAAAAUGAACUCUCAGCUCAACCACAGCAUUACCAGUCUCCAUCUAUUUCUAGUGAUAAGCAGACAAUCUUUUCAUGCUUUGAAGAAAAAAACCCCAAAACUCGUGUUCCUGUUGGACUAAAAGUAUUCUUGAAAUCACCCCCAUUAUUAAGAAAAAGUUCAACAGUAGCUGGGAAGCAUGAGAAAGACAGUGUUAAUAUCUAUUCUAAAGGUAAUGUAAUUCAAGUAAAAUCUGGGCAAAUUGAUGCAUCUGAAAGUAUUGAACCUUUGGAAGAACCAAGUUCAGUAGUUAGUAAUGAGAACAAAGGUGAUCUUAAGGAUGCUCCUGUGGUUAAAAUAGGUUUUCCUGCAGAACUUGACAGUGAAAUGAAAUAUUGCAGAAACACUGCAGAUGGGAAUGAUGUUAACAUGGAAAUUAAAGCUUUCAAGAGGUCAAUUUCAGUGAAUAGCAAACCUUAUCUUAAGCCAGCUCUGGGUAUGAAUGGUGCCAAAGCUCGAAGCCAGAGUUUUAGCAAUCAGACUGGGGAGAAGCCUUCUGUUUCACUGGUGGAUGGGUCUGGAAAGGUGAGGACACAAAUAAUUACAAAUACAACUGACAGAGGUAAUUCCUUGACACGGCAGAACUCAACCACUGCAGCAGAAGCAAUGCAAACUAAACCAGCCUGUAGCUCUUCAGCUACCCAAAGUCCUUCAAAUUCUCCAAGAACAGUUGAUGUUUCCUAUGCACGACAGGUAUCAAAUGGAAGUAUAAGUAGCUCAAGUAGCCAUCAUAGCAGUCCUAGCAAGUUACCCUGUAGAACUCCACCAAAGGGUGAUAGCCAGCUUAGUCCUUUAAAGUGUAAUGGCAACCAGUCACCUCCUCAGAAAGAAACCAGAAGCCUACCUCUCAGUAAUAGGUCAAGUGAGAAAAAGACAAAACAAAUUCCACAGAAAGGAAAAAAUGUAAUGCUGUCUGGAUAUGAGUCUCAGUCAUCACCAAAUAUGUCUUCUGCAGAAAAUCCAUGCAAAUCACUAAGUCCCUCUGAACUUAAUAUAGCAAAAGUUGUUAAGAAACAAGAAAAUCUCUCCAAAAGGCCUGAAAUUCCUGACAAGGUACUCAUUCCUCCUCCUGUUUCUGAGACACAAUGUAGCAUCGAAGCAAAAGUCAUGUUGGGAAUUCAAGAAAAUAUGCAGAAGGUGCAAGGACGGGACAAGGUUCAAGUUUCAGAGACUAAACAGAAGACUGGGCCUUCAAUAGCCAAGUGGUUUGGAUUCCGAAAGAGCAAGUUGCCAGCUCCUAACAGUAAAAUGUCUGAUGAUUCUAAAUCCAAAGAUGAAAAAAAAGUAACCAAAAGUGGAGCCAGUUCUGGAAUCAAACAAACAAAAUUAGAUAAAAAAAAGGAUAAAAGAAAAAAUGAAAAAGGAUGUGAAAGGGAGAAUGAUGUCACAAAAAGAGAUGCCAGUUAUUUCAAAAAGUUAGAAAGUGAUUAUCCAAGUAAAGGUUCCGUGUUUACACGCCAGGAAACAAACUACAGUAGAAAAAUAAGUCUUACGUCCAAACAUCAAGGUCCUAAGGAUCAUAAUAUUCCCACAAAAGAGUCAACAAAUGAUCAGUUCAUGCAAGAGCUCCUGCACAGAGUUGAUAAGAAGGCAGCUCAUCAGAAGGAAAAUGGAUCAAAUCAUGUUUCCUGCAGGAACAUGUCUAAGGGCAACUCCCAUGGCUCUGCAUUUCCUAGCAACUCUAUCAGUGUUCAGGCAAACCACGGAAAGAAUUACAAAAUGAAGCCACCCACAGAGAUUCAAAAUGAAAUUCAUAAGGAGUUGCAAAUUGAUUCUGAGUGUGUAGGUAGUUCAAAUCCACAUGAAAAUUACGUUGAAUUGUGGCAAAUGAGUGAAUCAUCUCCAGGGAAACUCUCUGAUUGGCAAGGUUUAAAUUACGAGAACCAAGGGAAUGAAAAGAUUUUAAGUGCCAAGGUGGAAAUAAACACAAACCCAGAAAGUGCAAAGGAAGCCAUCACUGAAUCAACAUGCCAAGAUCAAAUGAUAGGAUCAAGUUGCCAGAUGAGAACAUUGGACAGUGGAAUUGGAACGUUUCCCCUUCCAGAUUCUGCAAACCGGGCAACAGGGCGACACAUUACCAAAACAACAUCCUGCCUUGAUUAUGAACUUUCCUCCUCCCUGGAAAAAAUACCACACAUAACAAAUGUUUCUCAAAAAGCAAAAACACUUGAACGAGAAGUGCCUUGCAGUGCUGAAUGCAGCAGUCCUCGACAGGACAUGAUUGGACAUUCAGCGUCAGAUCCCACAAUGGUUGCUAAGCCUGUGCAAGCAUUUCAAAGUUGCCUUCCCAAGCCAUCCAGUGCAGGUUUCCUUGUGCCUAAGUAUAAGAUGCAAGAUCACCUAAAUCAAGGUUGCACUUCCACUCAAUUUUCAAACAUCUGUAAAAGUGAGCAUUGCAAGUCGUCAGAGAGAAUGAGGAAUUUGCAGCAGCCAGGUGGUUCGCGAAGUCUGAGUGCCCAGGAGCAAGCAAUGCAUCUGUGCUCAUAUUCCGCCAGUAGCAGUGACAAUGAAACAGAAGCAGAACUUGGAUCAACUGAGAAUGGCACUGGUGGUGAAGAAUUAUUCAACAAAAUGAAGCACAAUAAAAACGGAAGUCAACAGCAACAUAUUGACAAACCGUCAUGCUUUGGAAACCAGUCAAGAGUUUUUACUUUCUACCAGCCAAAUCUAUAUAUGCAUUAUGGAAAGGAAAUGCCACACUUCAGUGUGAAGCAGUUACAUAGUGACUUCAGUAAGGAUGAAAAGGUUGAUGAUAUUCCAAGUAAAAUCAAGCAAGUGGGAAAAGAGGGAUCAAACUCCAAGUUGCCCAUUCCGCCGAAUGUCUCGAUGGACAAGCUCAACAGGAUGAACUUGCGCAUUAUAGAAGACAAGAAAUGUUUAUCGAAGCCCAAGCCUGACAAAGAAAGCGUAGGGAAACCCGAAGAAGUCUCGCCGAGUUCGCCGGAAAAGACCGGUGUGGACAACUCGGAAUCACUGAGCGACUCUUUGUAUGACAGUUUCUCAUCUUGUGCUAGUCAAGCUUCUAACGAGGUGUAGGUAUACAACCCGGAAAGCCGACUGAUGGGCACUUACAACAAAGAACCAAAAGAAUAAUGAUGCAAAUUAAAGGCAUUAGGGACAUUUUUAAAACAGUGUCACAGUAAAAUUAAGAUUGUGUAACGAAUUCCGCUCUUCCCACAGCAGAUUGCACUUGUUGGCAGAGAACACUGUAUUAAAACUGGUAAUCGCUGCAAUUCCUAUGAAGUGAACUGAUAGACUUAAGGAAACCAAUUUUGCACUGUAUAAAUACUGAACUUGUUUUUCCUGUAAAUUGAGAAAUAUAUUUGUAGACAAAUAAAGCAAUACAUACUGAAACAAUGGUGCAAUCCUGCCUGGACUAACACCCUUCAUCUGGAAAAUUGGAGACCACAGGUUAAAUAUCAUUUCUCUGCAUUUGUUUUUUGUUUCCCGCCUUUUGCUUGAAUCAGAUGCGGUGCUGGAGAGCUAGUCCACGAAUGCUCUGGUAUUCAAGGAGAUUGAAAUGUCUGAAAAGCGCACUCCCAUUCCCAGCAGCAAAAUAAAACCCUACCCACAACUCAAAUAUCUGUGUGUAGGAGACUGACGAACCCAAUUCAGAUGGCGUAUGUUUUAACUCAGGUGACUUGCAACAUUCACAAGAAAAUGGAUGGCCGCGUUCCCAAGCUCUGCGGGGUUUUGUCCAUUUAAAAAUGUCAGGGAUAACUGUAAUAUACUGUAAUUGUUUUUAAACACUCCUGUAACGUAAUGAGCGCAUCUCCAGCUACGAGCCAGACUGUCAGUACUGAUAAUUCCUCACUUUUCCUUUAUCUUUUUAACAACUUCAUCCUGCAUCCCCGCUGGAGCUGGUGUAGUUUUUUUAUUGGAAACCCUUUUUCAGCAGAGGCAACUCUGUUCCUUGUGGUGCUUACUGAAUGCCAUGGUCCCCCCUUUGUUUUCUACCAGGCCUGAGUUCAUACAUUUGGAGAACAUGCGAUAUUUCAAAUGGCGUGUAUUUUUUCUAGAUGUGAGAUAUUUAUACCUACUUUUGUACAUGGAAUUGUAAAGUAGUAUAUUUGAUAUGUUCUGUGGUUCUACACUCGACUAAAAAAGUUGAUUAAAAAUGUACCAAGUGCAAGCAUUCCGAAACCGUAUGGUUCCAACAGUGUUACUUAACUAUCUGGGUGCAAUCUAGAUGUUCAUUAUUAGAAAUUGAUGUCAUAUUUUUCAUGUACGAACAUUGUUAAAACAAAAUAAACUCGAUGCGUUUGCCUUCAGAUUUUAAGUAGGCGAUUCUGUA
This is a messenger RNA of Pristis pectinata (smalltooth sawfish), 7662 nucleotides long. It is a transcript of the gene nckap5l, whose product is annotated as NCK-associated protein 5-like. Gene Ontology annotation, cellular component: microtubule plus-end. NCBI's taxonomy places the organism in Eukaryota, Metazoa, Chordata, Chondrichthyes, Rhinopristiformes, Pristidae. The coding region runs from base 159 to 6404 and encodes 2081 amino acids. The record is from RefSeq and is a predicted model, not a curated record. Gene Ontology annotation, biological process: microtubule bundle formation; microtubule depolymerization. The transcript is spliced from 19 exons.